Arabis nemorensis is the source of this 612-nucleotide messenger RNA. The record is from the annotation of a GenBank genome assembly. NCBI's taxonomy places the organism in Eukaryota, Viridiplantae, Streptophyta, Magnoliopsida, Brassicales, Brassicaceae.
AUGACGACGGAAGAGAGGAAGAAAUCAUCAGCAUCUCCGUCUACGAAUCCUCCUCCUCCGACAUCGUUUUCGUCGUUACCAAACGACCUCGUUCUGAACAUUUUAGCUCGAAUCUCAAUAAUCCAUCGCCCAACACUAUCUCUCGUCUCCAAGAGUUUCAGAUCACUCAUCGCUUCGCCUGAUCACUACGCAACACGUUCACUCAUCGGAAAAACAGAGGAUUCCCUCUAUGUCUGCUUAGACCUGAAUACACUGCCUCGAUGGUUCACUCUUGCACCAACUCCCAAACAACAUAAACUGAUACCAAUCCCUUUGUUUAACUAUCAACAUCCGAGAUAUUCAACUGUUGUUUCAAUUGGUUCAGAGAUUUACGUAAUAGGAGGAUUCUUAAAGGGAAAGAGAAGCAGAAGAAUGUUGGUUCUUGAUUGUCAAUCUCAUCAAUGGAGUAGACUCCCUAAAAUGCGUGUACCUCGUCAAACUCCAGCCGCGGAGGUAAUUAACGGUAAGAUCUAUGUGAUUGGAGGUUGUGGCGAUGAGCACGAGAACAUUGAGCAUUGUGGUGAGGUUUAUGACGCAAACUUGGGAGCCAUUAUCGCCAACAACACUAGAUAA